Messenger RNA from Gossypium arboreum, 871 nucleotides. Its product is annotated as non-specific lipid-transfer protein 1-like. The coding region runs from base 374 to 739 and encodes 121 amino acids. NCBI's taxonomy places the organism in Eukaryota, Viridiplantae, Streptophyta, Magnoliopsida, Malvales, Malvaceae. The transcript is spliced from 2 exons. Gene Ontology annotation, cellular component: membrane. The record is from RefSeq and is a predicted model, not a curated record. Gene Ontology annotation, biological process: lipid transport. Gene Ontology annotation, molecular function: lipid binding.
AGAUAGUUGGAGGAUGAGACCAAUAUGGAGAUGAACACUAUCGCUAUUCCAGCACAUGUUAAGAAGUCUUGUAAUUUGAUUUUCAGCUAACCAUCAAUCAUCAUAUAUGAACAUACGUAAAAGAGAUAUCUUCCAGUUUGAAUAUUCUUGCCGCUAAUGCCAACAAUAUGCUUGUUUGUAACCGGAAAAUCUUGCUCCUCAUCGCCUUCAAUUUGACGCAUGCGAGAAAAGAAGAAAAAAAAAAGAGCAGCCCCAAUCCAAGUACGCUCUCUCUAUAUAAAGGGUAGAGGAGUAGAGGUCCAGUAAGUACGGAUCUGCAUAACAUAACAAAUUAAGCAGCAAAAGUUGUCAGUAAACACAAACUUAGGGAAGGAUGGGCCGGUCUGGGAAGGCAAAGAUGGGAUUGAUGAUGCUGUUGCUUACAGUUUCCAUGUUGGUGCCUCAUCAUUGUGUAGGUGCAGCCAUAACAUGCGAACAGGUCACAUUCCUCCUUAUUCCGUGCAUUAACUAUGGGGUUUUUGGAGGGACAGUGGCUCCAAGUUGCUGUACGGGUAUUAAAACUCUGGACGCGGCUGCCAAAACCACCGAAGACCGCAGGAAGAAAUGUAACUGUAUUAAAGAAGGUGCUGCAAAAAUCCCUGGACUCAACUACGACCGUGUUAAUGAGAUCCCUGCAAAAUGUGGAACUACUUGUCCCUACAAGGUCACCCCUGAUGUCGAUUGCUCCAAGGUGAACUGAUCAGACUCAACCUGGCACUGCCAUUGCAAGCGUGUUAUGUAGAGUUUCCUCUACCUAUAUAUACAAUCUCAGUGUAGAAAUUUCUAUCUAUCAAAUUAAUAAGACCAUGUUAUGGUUAUGGUUUGUCAAAUA